This is a messenger RNA of Arthroderma uncinatum, 456 nucleotides long. RefSeq lists its product as uncharacterized. The record is from RefSeq and is a predicted model, not a curated record. NCBI's taxonomy places the organism in Eukaryota, Fungi, Ascomycota, Eurotiomycetes, Onygenales, Arthrodermataceae. The coding region runs from base 1 to 456 and encodes 151 amino acids. Gene Ontology annotation, molecular function: carbon-sulfur lyase activity. The transcript has a single exon.
AUGGCUACGCAGACGGGCGAGAAAAAAUGGUACACAGGCAGCUGCCACUGCGGUGCCACGCGAUAUGAAAUCAAACUCGACGCCUCGAACCUUGAGCUCACCAAAUGCAACUGUAGUAUCUGCCACAAACGUGGAUACGUCCUCUUGAAAGUGCCCACCCUGGAAGAUAUAAAGCUCAUCUCGCCAGCGUCUCUGCAGGAGCUGGGUGACUACACGUUUGGAACGUGCCUAGUCCAUCAUCGGUUUUGCAAGACCUGUGCUGUUUCUUGUCUAGCAGAGGCCAAAAUCGGCGGCGAGGAAAUGUAUACUGUCAAUGCUCUGUCUAUUGACCAAGACCAGGGUAUCGAGCUGAAGGACGUCAAAAUCGGAUAUGUGAACGGAAAAGCUAUCGGUUCACUUUACAAGUUCGAGAAACUGGGGCCAAGAGAUGAACCCCAUCAAGGCGGUUGCUGGUAG